Molecule: messenger RNA, 1570 nt
Organism: Gymnodraco acuticeps
Lineage: Eukaryota; Metazoa; Chordata; Actinopteri; Perciformes; Bathydraconidae
Gene: slc30a2
Product: solute carrier family 30 member 2
Exons: 8
Coding region: 256-1506 (416 amino acids)
Biological process (GO): zinc ion transmembrane transport; response to zinc ion
Cellular component (GO): plasma membrane
Molecular function (GO): zinc ion transmembrane transporter activity
Source: RefSeq, a predicted model, not a curated record
AACCUCCCUCAGAAAGCUCUGCGUUUUGUAUUUCCUGCUUCUCCUGCACUCCGAACCGAAAUGAAGGAAUGUACCCGUUUGUUCUGAAGUAUUUUUUACGCACAGAAAUGUCUCGGCUGACUUUUCCUCGCGUCGAGUGAAGGCGGCAACUCCUGCAGCAUCCUCUAUACAAAAAAGAAGACAAAUAAAUCACCUUAACUUCUUCUUUUGUGUGCACAUCUCAGACGGGACAUUGAUAAGGCACAGGCUGAAUACAUGGAUACUAACGCUGCAAACUCGGAGAAAUCGCAACUGAUGCACGAGAAGAGUGCGAAAAUGUAUUCUUUAAAACUACAAAGCAGCUCCUUUCCAGACUCCAAAGAGCAGUAUCCAGACUCCAAAGAGCAGUAUCCAGACUCCAAAGAGCAGUAUCCAGACUUCCCAUUCAAGAACGGAGGCAUGCCGGGGGCCAUGGAGCUGAAGCGGCCCGCGGGGGCGCACUGCCACGGGAAACAGAAGCUGGCGUGUGAGGAGAGCGGAGACCGGCUGCUGGCCAAGAAGAAACUCUACAUCGCCUCCGCCGUCUGCCUCGUGUUCAUGAUCGGAGAGGUCAUAGGGGGCUACCUGGCCCACAGCCUGGCCAUCAUGACGGACGCGGCCCACCUCCUCACAGACUUUGGCAGCAUGAUGGUGAGCCUGUUCUCCCUCUGGAUCUCCUGCAGACCCCCCACCAAAACCAUGAACUAUGGCUGGCACAGAUCAGAGAUCCUCGGGGCGUUCAUCUCAGUGAUUUCCAUCUGGAUCGUGACGGGGGCUCUGGUGUAUUUAGCCAUCGAGAGGAUCGUCAGAAACGACUAUGAGAUUGAUGGCCACGUAAUGUUGGUGACCUCGGGGUGCGCCGUCAUCGUCAACAUAAUCAUGGCCUACAUCCUGCACCACUCCACCACCUUCCACUCUCACGGCAGCGGGUACCAGCAGAUCGAGGAGGGGGGUCGCAGCCCCGCGGCUCACGGUCACUCCCACGCUCUGCUGGGGGGGGGCCACAGCAACACCAGCGUCCGCGCCGCCUUCAUCCACGUGGUGGGAGACCUCCUGCAGAGCGUGGGCGUCAUGGUGGCCGCCAUCAUCAUCUACUUUCGGCCCGAGUAUAAAGUGGCAGAUCCCAUCUGUACGUUCCUGUUCUCCAUCUUCGUCCUCUUCACCACCAUCACCAUCCUCAGAGACGUCUUCAGGAUACUCUUGGAAGGCGCUCCUAAAGGCAUCGAGUUUAACUCCGUGAAGGAGGUGCUGCUGUCGGUGAACAAGGUGAAGUCGAUGCACUCUCUGCAUCUCUGGGCUCUGACUCUGGGUCAGGCUCUGGUCUCUGUUCACCUGGCCAUAGAGGAGGGUGCUGACGCCCAGUCGGUGCUGCAGGAAGCCACUGAGCUGCUGAACACUAAAUUUGGUUUCCACAGCAUCACAAUCCAGGUGGAGCUCCACUCUGAGGAGAUGAACCACUGCUGCCACUGCCAGGACCCCCAAGACUGACCCCCCCCCCCAACCAGUACCCACUUCCUUUACUCAAGUAGAAGUACAGAUACUCGUGUUUAAA